This is a messenger RNA of Eutrema salsugineum, 1691 nucleotides long. RefSeq names its product pollen-specific leucine-rich repeat extensin-like protein 3. Gene Ontology annotation, molecular function: protein binding. The record is from RefSeq and is a predicted model, not a curated record. NCBI's taxonomy places the organism in Eukaryota, Viridiplantae, Streptophyta, Magnoliopsida, Brassicales, Brassicaceae. The annotation marks the transcript as partial. The transcript has a single exon.
AUCUAUAAGCAGCCUUGGGUCUAUCCAAGGUUUUGUUCAAAGCCCCAAUGACUAAACCUCCACCCUUUGGCUGCUUCCUCUUAUUCUUCUCUUUCUUCUUCUUCUCCUCCUAUGUUGUUUUAGCACUCACGGACGCGGAGGCCUCCUUCAUUGCGCAAAGACAGCUCUUGACAUUACCUGAAAACGGCGAUCUUCCCGAUGAUAUCGAGUAUGAGGUUGAUCUCAAGGUGACAUUCGCCAAAAACAGGCUUAAGAGAGCGUACAUCGCUCUCCAAGCCUGGAAAAAAGCGGUUUUCUCUGACCCGUUUAACACCACAGGGAACUGGCAUGGUCCGCACGUGUGUGGCUACACGGGCGUGUUCUGCGCUCCAGCUCUUGAUGAUCCUAGCGUCGCAGUUGUUGCUGGUGUAGACCUGAACGGUGCGGAUAUCGCAGGGCAUUUACCGGUUGAGCUUGGUUUAAUGACGGACGUGGCCAUGUUCCAUCUGAAUUCAAACCGGUUUUGCGGUAUCAUACCCAAGAGUCUUGAUCGGUUGAAGCUAAUGCACGAGUUCGAUGUUAGCAACAACCGGUUCGUUGGACCUUUCCCGUCCGUUGUUCUCUCGUGGCCGGCCGUUAAGUACAUUGACUUAAGAUUCAACGAUUUCGAAGGCCAGGUCCCACCAACACUUUUCAAGAAGGAUCUUGAUGCAAUUUUCUUGAACAACAAUAGAUUCACUGCAACCAUUCCUGAGUCUCUUGGAGAUUCAUCAGUCUCGGUUGUGACUUUUGCUCACAACAAAUUCACCGGUUGUAUCCCUAAAAGUAUUGGAAACAUGAAGAAUCUCAACGAGAUCAUCUUCAAGGACAACAGUCUCGGUGGUUGUUUCCCGUCGGAGAUCGGAAAGCUAGCUAACGUGAACGUUUUCGACGCGAGUAUGAACUCAUUUACCGGUGUUUUACCACCGAGCUUUGUUGGGCUUACCGGUGUGGAAGAGUUUGAUAUCUCUGGGAAUAAACUCACUGGUUUUAUGCCGGAGAAUAUUUGCAAGUUGCCUAAUUUGGUUAACUUGACGUAUGCUUAUAAUUACUUUAACGGACAAGGCGAUUCUUGUGUUCCGGGGAGUCAGAAGCAGGUUGCUUUGGAUGAUAUACGUAACUGUUUGCCUGAUCGGCCUAAGCAACGAUCGGCUAAGGAAUGUGCGGUUGUGAUUAGCCGUCCGGUUGAUUGUAGUAAGGACAAGUGUGCUGGUGGUUCUAGCUCCGGUACACCGUCGAAGUCAAAACCGCCAUCACCGGUGCCAACUCGGCCGGUUCAGAAGCCACAGCCACCGAGAGAGUCACCAAAAAUAGAUGAUCCGUUUGACCAGUCUCCUGUGAAGUUCAGGCGUAGCCCACCUCCGCCACAACCGAUACAUUCACCACCACCGGUCCAUUCACCACCACCGCCGGUUCAUUCACCACCACCACCAGUACAUUCACCACCACCACCACCGGUUCAUUCACCACCACCACCAUCACCGGUAUAUUCACCACCACCGCCAGUCCAUUCACCUCCACCACCGAUUUGGAAAGUACAACCACCAAAAGAGUCACCACAACCAAACGAUCCAUAUGAUCAAUCUCCAGUGAAGUUCCGACGUAGCCCGCCUCCGCCACAACCAACCACGUCUCCCAGUGGUUCACCUCUCCACCACCACCGGUAUAUUCUC